Molecule: messenger RNA, 1424 nt
Organism: Eruca vesicaria subsp. sativa (arugula)
Lineage: Eukaryota; Viridiplantae; Streptophyta; Magnoliopsida; Brassicales; Brassicaceae
Source: the annotation of a GenBank genome assembly
AAAAAAACCUAAAGAAGCUUUUCACGUAUAUUCCUUUUCUCUCUCUCUUUCUUAUGGCCAAAGCUGAACCAAACAACUUCUCUCUGGCCAUCAUAACAUCUUCUUGACUUCUUGAAGCUUUCUUUCUUCUUCUCGUUUCUAUCUUCCUUAUUUAUUUCUCCGUUAGAUUCUUUAAUCAUCAAUUUCAAGAAUGGCUCAGUCCUGCCUAAAGAUCGUUCGACUCAACAAUCUCAGGAACAGAGUGAACCGUAGGAUUCUGAUCCUGCGUAGAUUCACGCGGCUUAUCUGGAGCAGAAUAGUCGCUUUCUCUCCCAAAAAAGCAGGGAGAUAUUCGUUGCUGUCACGACUCGCCACACCGUCUCCUUCUGUCUCUCGUCCUCAGCCUCCUCCCAUCCCCGUUAUACGCCGCACAUCGGUGCAUGAACACGAUAACGGCCACCGGAGAUCGGAUUCUGAUCUGGUUUCUCUCAAGAUCAGCCUCUUAGGAGAUCCCGAGAUCGGAAAAACUUGCUUCCUGGCUAAAUACGUUGGGGAAGGGAAAGAAGUUGAAAUGAGAGAGUUGGAGGAAGGGGUCACUUGUACGGACAAGAUGUUAUCCAUGGGAGGUGCUCGCAUUUCCUAUAGUAUUUGGGAACUAGAAGGAGCUGAGAGAUCACGGGAUCAGAUCCCCAUGGCUUGCAAGGACUCUGUAGCUAUUCUCUUCAUGUUCGAUCUCACCAGUCGUUGCACUCUUAACAGUGUGAUUAGCUGGUAUCAACAAGCUAGACAGUUUAAUCAGACGGCUAUUCCAGUGAUGGUAGGAACCAAGUUUGAUGAGUUUAUUCAGCUUCCUAUUGAUCUUCAAUGGACAAUCGCUAGCCAGGCUAGAACCUAUGCCAAGGCGUUGAACGCGACGCUAUUCUUCUCGAGUGCUUCAUACAACAUAAACGUAAAUAAAAUUUUCAAGUUUGUCACGGCUAAGCUCUUCGACUUACCAUGGACAGUGGAGCGGAAUCUCACUAUCGGAGAACCACUCAUCGACUUCUAGCAUCUUCCCACAACGUAUUUGUAGAUAUAUAUAAAUAUAAAUAUAAAAGAAGCAAAUCCGAUUUAUUUUUCAUUCACCGCCGUGGGAUUGAUCGGUGCACCGUUUCUAGCCGUAUGUAAAGCGAAAUGGAGAGAUGAUGCGGCGGAGAUUUCGCCCGCUUUCUUCAAUAUUUUCUUUUUAAAAACAAGAAAAAAAGGAAAGAAAACAGAGAAAAAAUGGUAUUGAAAAGUAGUAGGAAAAAAAAAAAGAGAGGAGAGAUCGUGAAGUUUUUCUAUUCUUUUUUUUUGUUUGUAAUGUUUCCGCUUUCCAUCAACCACUGGAGAAUUUUGGUUCCAGUAAUAGUAAAUACCAUUUCGCUUUUGAUUUUGAUUUUUAUAACCUGAGACCGAAUACUAAC